AAGAGUCAGUCGUUUACUUAUCAGCCGGCUGAAACGUCCAUCCAGUGACACGUACGUGUUACCACACAAAUAUCUCACAUCAAUUCAAUUGCGAGUAAUAAAAAUGCCGUUCGUUAUCAAGUGUGUGGCCAACGGGAUGGUUCUCGACGUCAAGAACAAUGAAAGGAUAAAUGGCGCUCAGGUGGUAUUGUGGCCCUACAAUGGGGGAAACAACCAGCUGUGGGAAUACAAGAACAACAUGAUCUACAGUAAACUUAGCGGGCUUGUUCUAGACAUCGCAAGUAGCAGCCAUGGUGGCCCCGUCAUCACAUUCAGCUCCAAUGGGGGUAGCAAUCAGAAGUGGUUCUUUGAUGACGACUUUACCAUCAGGAGCGGUACGGGAAUGGUUCUGGAUGUCGAAGGCGCCAAUAUAUACCAAGGAGCGCGGUUGAUUGGGUUCCGAAAACAUGGCGGACAAAAUCAGAAGUUUCGAAUUGAACCUUACAACAGAAUGUGGUAGAAAGGGAUCACAAAUCUGUGCAGUCAGUAUGGACGAGAAAUCAUAAAUCAGAAAGUUUAUAGGAUAUGACAUCAGAAGAAAUAAGUGAGAAAGCAAAAUUACAAAACGUUAAUCCUGAACCACAUCCUGAAGAACUUGACGGCAAUAUACGUUACACCACUCCAGAAAAUCACAAGCUUACCUCAGCGUUACAGCAAUAAAAGCGUUUGUCUACUUUUCUUAAUCCGUUUCUAACAAUAGCGCAUCGCACAAAUUCAUAAUAUUGAACACUUCACUCCCGAAAGAAAGACUGAAAUGUAUUUUUGUGACACAGGAAAUGUAUGAAAUGCAUUUUGGAAACACACACAGGAACUACUUACAGAAUGCGGUUAUACAUGUUCGAGGACAUUGAUGUAAUUUUAAGGAAACAGAAUUAAUUAAAAGUGAUUGAAUAUAACAACUCUUGAUAAUCUGCAA
Messenger RNA from Zootermopsis nevadensis, 955 nucleotides. RefSeq lists its product as uncharacterized. NCBI's taxonomy places the organism in Eukaryota, Metazoa, Arthropoda, Insecta, Blattodea, Termopsidae. The record is from RefSeq and is a predicted model, not a curated record.